Messenger RNA from Manis pentadactyla (Chinese pangolin), 3396 nucleotides. RefSeq names its product melanophilin (gene MLPH). Lineage: Eukaryota; Metazoa; Chordata; Mammalia; Pholidota; Manidae. Gene Ontology annotation, biological process: intracellular protein transport. The coding region runs from base 163 to 1887 and encodes 574 amino acids. Gene Ontology annotation, cellular component: cortical actin cytoskeleton. Gene Ontology annotation, molecular function: myosin binding; actin binding; small GTPase binding. The record is from RefSeq and is a predicted model, not a curated record. The transcript has 16 exons.
CCCUGCCCGCCUUCCACCUGCGCUUCCCGGCCUCUCCCAGGGCGCCCAGACCAGACGCCCUGCCUCGAGUCCCUCAGGACCGGCGAGAGCGGCCCCCGGGUCUGGGCCACGGCCUGCACGCCCCCCCGGAAAGGAGCCGGUGAACCCUGACAAGCAGCAGAGAUGGGGAAAAACCUGGAUCUUUCCAAGCUCACAGAUGAAGAGGCCAAGCACGUCUGGGAGGUGGUUCAACGGGACUUGGUCCUGAGGAGGAAAGAAGAGGAACGGCUUGAGGGAUUGAAGGGCAAGAUUAAAAAGGAAAGCUCUCAGAGGGAGCUGCUCCCAGACACAGCCCACCUGAACGAGACCCACUGUGCCCACUGCCUGCAGCCCUACCGGCUCCUCGUCAGCCCCAAAAAGCAAUGCCUGGACUGCCGCCUCUUUAUCUGCACUGACUGCAGCCACGCCCACCCGGAGGAGCAAGGCUGGCUCUGUGACCCCUGCCACCUGGCCAGAGUUGUGAGGAUCGGCUCACUGGAGUGGUACUACGGGCACGUGCGAGCCCGCUUCAAGAGGUUUGGGAGUGCCAAGGUGAUCCGGUCCCUCUGCGGGCGGCUGCAGGGCGCAGGUUUACCUGACAGAGUCCGUAGCUCACCUGAUGCCAACAGCGAACCUGAGCCAAGCCCCGGAGAGAGAAGUGGGGACAGUGAGCCAACAGAUGAGGAUGGAGAGCUGGACGCAGUGGCCCAGGGCCCACCCCUUGGCAGCAAAAAGCGCCUCCUCUCCGUUCACGGCUUGGACUUUGAGGCGGACUCCGAUGACUCCAUUCAGUCUCACAGUCACCCCCCGAGCCUGUGUUCAGUCCCAGCAGCCACGGACGGCCUGCAGGCCCCCACAGAUGAGCCCUGUGCAGACGAGGCCCGCUCCCUGGAGGCUGAGGUCCCAGAGGAGGCUGACGCCAAGGCCUCUGGGUGCCACCUCUGCCCAGAGGAGCAGGCAGAUAGCCUCUCACCUGCUGGACAGAACGCGCUUGCUGAGCCCUGCCCACCCUGCAUGAUGGCCCUGGGGACCACUGCCACACCUGGGACGCAUGUCGUCAGGAAAGAGCAGCUCCCCUCCCAGUCCCUGGCCGACGUGGACACCUCCGAUGAGGAGAGUGCCUGGGCCCACAGCCUGGCCCCCCACCAUUCCAGACCCAGACGCCGGGCUUUGCCUGGGAGCCAGUGUCUAGUUGGCAAGGAGCCCACAGAUGUGGACGCAGAAGAGGCGGCCCUAAAGAGGAAGCUGGAGGAGUUGACCAGCCAUGUCAGUGACCAGGGCACCUCGUCCGAGGAGGAGGGCAUGGAUGAGCAGGCAGAGCUGCCCGGGAGCACCUCCGUCGAGGGCCUCCCCGGGGUGACCGCAGAGGUACGCACAGCAGCAGGCCAAAUGUACAGACUGGAGGAGACCCCCCGGGGUCCUCAGGACCCCAUGCAGCCUGACAGGACCCCCGACAAGGAGCUCUCGGAGCUGGAAGGCAUGGUGGCCGUGGCAGCCUCCGAGGUGCAGCAGGCGGAGAGCAAGGUUUCCGAAAUCGAGUCCAGGAUCGCAGCCUUGCAGGCCGCAGGGCUCACCGUGAGGCCCCGGAGGAAGUCCAACAUCCCGAUCUUUCUCCCCCGGCUUGUUGGGACAUUUGGCCGGCAUCCUGGGGAUUCAAACACAGGCUCUUCAGAUGAGGUUGAGGUGAUGGCUGCACCCCAUCUUCUGAGGCAGAAGCUCAGGAGCUCCCCUGGAAGUCAAGGCAAAGUCAAUGACUCCUUUGUCCGGAAAUCAGUGUACCGUGGGUCCUUGACGCAGAGAAACCCCGACAGCAGGAAGGGGACGUCCCACCACAGCUUUGCGAAACCUGUGAUGACCCACCAGCCUUAAAGGGGGAGGCUGGUCAGAGCAGGACAGACAGACAGAGCAGCCCUGGCCCCUGCUUCCCCCACUUUGGCUAUCACGUCCCUCCAUCUGCCCUGCACACAGUCCAGGGGAGAAGCAAGAAGAAAUGCCAUCCCUAAGGGAACCCCAGCUGGGAGAUAAUGGUGGUUCACAGCCCUUCACCUGUUCACCCACCUCCACUGAUGACUGCCAAGCCCCCCACCCCUGCCCCACUACCCCGGCCAGCCAGCUCUGAUCCGGGAAAAACACCUAACUCAUGCGUCUUUCCUUUGGGACAAUUUUGUUGAAACGUUUUGAAGGACACAAAGACCGUUUCCCGUGUGAUCUUCUACUCCUUUCACUACCGCCUGGAAUGGAAAAAGGAUGGCUCAGUGUGGCACCAGCCACCUGUGUGUUCUUGGGCCAUGUACAUGGAAGUGUGGGCUGGUGUGUGUGUUUCUCUAUGGACAAGAAAAUUGGGCAUCAAAGCAAGUGACCAGCUGAGUAGUGGGGGAGGGAUAGGCCCCCCCAGCCCCCUCACACGCACAUCUCUUCUGUAAGCACAUCUACUCUGUGGCCAAGGGCAGAGCACACACGGUAGCAAAUGGGCAUCCGGGCAGUGCCUAGAGGCAGGUACCAGGACCUGCUGGGAGAGGUGCUGGUGGAGCUCUAGGUAGGCGGGCAGGCACUGGGGCUCCAGCCCAGCACUGCUACUCACUGGCACAAUCCAGGGGGACAGAGGGCCAGGGCCAGUUAACAAUGCCUGCCAGCCACUCGCCGUUGGUUCCGUAGAGAAGCUCCAACUCCUGCUGCACCUGGGACAGGCUGGGACUCAGAGUUCCUUCUGGGAGGCAGUGUGGCUCACCCAGUUUUAAGGGGAGCCCUCUGGGACCCUCCAGGAGUACCCUUGAACACAGAACAGUAAUUGCAGCUCCCACUCAGAGGGCUGCCAAACCCUUCACAGGGACUAGUUUAUUUAAUCCUCCAAUUAAGAAUAGGCCCAUUUUGCAGAGGAGGACAGGGAGUCCUGAGUGUGAGGCAGCCUCCCUGGAGCUAGGCUCUACUUACAUGGUCCUCCGCUGCUUUCUAAUGCGGCUUUGGGAAAGCUUUGACUUUUCUGUCUCAGAUCACAUGGUGUUUGUGUUCAAAUGAAACAGUAACCAAAAGAGAUGGAGAAAUCACGUCCCAGAGCCUUUGAUAAUGGGCCUUUCUCCUGACCUGUCUGGGGGCCUGCCCCACUCCUGUUGCACAGACCUUACACCACUAGCUUUGCAGUCCCAGGGAGCCCGGGAUGUCGCAGCCCCGCAAAGGCCACGUUGUCCACAGGCUGACCCAUGGCAGCUCCAAGUGUGAUUGCAGCUUUUCAGAAAUCUGCUUGAGUUGACCCGAAUGACCAGGCUCCAGGUUUGUGGAAAAGAAGGAUCUCACACUCCAUCUCAGGCUGGAAGCUGGUUAAAAUGCACAGCUCCUAAGUCAAUGCUAAAGCAAUUAAAGGAUUCCUGUUGAUCAAAGGGA